AAUCUGAACUUGGAGAUAUUCAGCAGGUCUAAUCUGAACCUGGAGAUAUUCAGCAGUUCUAAUCUGAACUUGGAGAUAUUCAGCAGGUCUAAUCUGAACCUGGAGAUAUUCAGCAGUUCUAAUCUGAACCUGGAGAUAUUCAGCAGUUCCAACCUGAACCUUUUAUCGACUGGUCUAAUUAAAUCUACCCAAAGGAACUGAGUUCUUGCCACCAACUCAAAUAUUCUCAUCCCUAUAUCUUUGCAACCUGGUAAUGGUAUUAACAUUAAUACUUUCAAAUUUAAACUGUUUGAUCUUAAAGAUCAAAGGUUAUACGACGUCGGGUUGCAAAGAUCUAGGCGUGUUGAAACAUUAGAGUAUGUGACAAUUGAACUCAACUCCUUUUUGUUCUGUUGUUUUAUACAGUGCUACCUUCAAAAGAUUAGACUUUAUUCAGUUGUCUUUGAUUUUUAUCACAAUAAGUGAGUGAUUUUUAAUUUAUUUCUUAUAGCAAUGGUAUUCUUUUCAAACUAAACCAAAUUCCGACGUUUUUCCUUAUAAAUGUACCCGUCCGACGUUAGUACUGGUCCGACGAUUGUACUAGUCCGACGAUUUUAUUAGUUCGACGAUUGUACCAGUCCGACCUUUGUAACGUCCGACGUUUGUACUGGUACCGUAAUAAGAUGGACAUAUUCACCUUUUUAUAAUUUCUUUUUAUCUUAAAAAGUUUGGAGCUCUUGGCAUGAAAUUAUUUAUUUCAGAGAAUAUGAUCGAUGAUAAUAUGAGACACAUACUCAAGUAUUUAGUGAGAUCAGAUCUCACUAAGAGCUACGAGUUCAGCCUUGCUGUGUCGGAUAAAUGAGCUGGAGAAUACCGUCAAGGUUUGGAGAACAGGAGGUUGAGUCGUAGAUAAGAACAUGCUGAGAACAAUAGCAGAUAUUAAUAUCAUUCAAGAAUUGAAAAUCUCUUGGCUUAGUCCUCUUGGUUGUGGUCCAGUGUUCAAAUACUUGGUUGAGAAACACGAGGAACUGGAAACUAUCAGUAUAAGGUUGCAUGGUGUGAGGAGUACAGAGGAUGAGAAGGAUAUCGUGUUGACUGUACUCUCCAAUAUUAAUCUAAGGUCCAUUUCUGUUCAUAAUAUGGUGUCUACAGGAGAUAUAUUCAGUAGUCUCCCCAGUACUCUUCCUAACCUAGAAAAGCUGGUACUGAAUAGUUGGUGGUCGUUAUCAAAUCAAGGACUGAUUGAGAUAUUAAACAGAUCCGGGAGUAAUCUCAGAGAAUUAGAUUUAAGAUAUUCUCAUAUUACGGGGGUUGGAGUAGAGGAAGGAGUAAAAUCUCUUCCAAACCUAGAGAUAUUGAAGCUGGUUUGGUGUGAUAAUCUGACAGAUGGAGGACUGAAGGAGAGACAGGGACUCAAGGAAGGAGUAUCUCUGCCAAUGCUGGAGAAACUGUACCUGGGAGAGUGUCACCAGCUGACUGAUUCAGGUCUCCUGGAGAUACUGAGUAUCUCGGGGAGCAGAUUGAAGACUGUGUAUAGUUAUUACUUUCUCAAGAUGUCUGGCUUGGAGAAUAUGAUCGAUGAUAAUAUGAGACACUUGCUGAAGGAGUGUAAGAAGAAAAUGGAGAACAUGUUGUCUGGAUUAGAGAGGAUGGUAGAGUAUGAUCUGAUAGUUGUGCUCAGGCAUUUAACUAAGAAGGACAAGAUGUCACUGAGAGCUUCAAGUACAACCUUGCGGAGACGGAUUGACGAGCUGGAGAACACCUUCAAGGUUUGGAGGAUUGGAGAAGUUGAUUCUACUAGACUGAGAAGAUUAUCAGACGAGAUACAUACUAUUCAAGAGUUGGAAAUACGUCGCCUUAGUCCUCCUGGUUGUGGCCCAGUGUUUAAAUACUUGGUGGAGAAACACGAGGAACUAGAAACUAUCAGUAUAAAGUUGUAUGGUGAGAGGAGUACACAGGAUGAGGAGGAUAUCGUGUUGACUAUAUUCUCCAAUAUUAAUCUAAGAUCCAUUACUAUUGAUAACAUGUGGAAUACAAGAGACAUAGUUGGUAGUCUCCCCAGUACUCUCCCUAACAUAGAGAAGCUGGAACUGAUUGGUUGGAUUUCGUUAUCAGAUCAUGGACUUAUAGAGAUAUUGAAGAGAUCCAGGAGUAGUCUCAAAGAAUUAGAUUUAUCUUAUUCUAACAUUACGGGGGUUGGAGUAGAGGAAGGAGUAAACUCUCUUCCAAAUCUAGAAGUACUGAAGCUGUCUACGUGUUAUAAUCUGACAGGUGGAGGACUGAAUGAGAUACUAAGAUUGUCUGGCAAUAAACUCAGAGUAUUAGAUGUAUCACGUACUAAUAUAACAGGGCAAGGGUUCAAGGAAGGAGUAUCUCUCCGUAUGCUGGAGGAACUGAACCUGGGAGAGUGUGACCAGCUGACUGAUCCAGGUCUCCUGGAGAUACUGAGUAUCACAGGCAAACUGAGAGUACUAGAUGUAUCCUGGACUAAUAUAACAGGGCAGGGGUUCAAGGAUGGAGUAUCUCUCCCUAUGCUGGAGGAACUGAACCUGAGAUGGUGUGAACAGCUGACAGAUUCAGGUCUCCUGGAGAUACUGAGUAUCACAGGCAAACUGAGAGUACUAGAUGUAUCAUGUACUGAUAUAACAGGGCACGGGUUCAAGGAUGGAGUAUCUCUCCCGAUGCUGGAGGAACUGAACCUGAGAUGGUGUGAACAGCUGACAGAUUCAGGUCUCCUGAAGAUACUGAGUAUCUCAGGUAUCAGAUUGAAGACUGUUUGGCUUUGGGGAACCAGAAUAUCUACUGUAGUUAGAAGCACUCUCUGCACCCAAUAUCCUUCUGUAGAACUGAAGUGGGGUCCAGAAGAAUAUCCAGAAUAUCUUUAAUGGUUUUCUAUCGAAAAACUGUAAUAUUUAUUUUUAUUAUUUCUAGAUUCAAUUUAUCUACUAAUAUUAGAGAAAUUAGGUUUCAUUUAAAAGGUUAUCUAUCCUAUGGAAACCAUUUUUUGUCAGUAUUAGUAUUUAAAUUUUGAUAUUACAA
Messenger RNA from Eurytemora carolleeae, 3018 nucleotides. RefSeq lists its product as uncharacterized. Lineage: Eukaryota; Metazoa; Arthropoda; Copepoda; Calanoida; Temoridae. Gene Ontology annotation, biological process: SCF-dependent proteasomal ubiquitin-dependent protein catabolic process. The transcript has 7 exons. Gene Ontology annotation, cellular component: SCF ubiquitin ligase complex. The record is from RefSeq and is a predicted model, not a curated record. Gene Ontology annotation, molecular function: protein binding. Bases 897 to 2864 code for a protein of 655 amino acids.